CCGCGUCCUCGGCUGCCCCGCCCCCCCCUGGUGGCUCUGCGCACGCGCGGGGGCCAUAUUAGCAGCGGAUACUCACGCAGUGGUGGUGGAUUUUCUCUCGCGGAGAAAGAGCUCCGUGUAGGCUCUUCAGCGUCUCCCCUCGGAAUUAUCAUAAAGUUCAGAAAACAUGUCUCGAAGAUAUGACUCCAGGACCACUAUAUUUUCUCCAGAAGGUCGCUUGUACCAAGUUGAAUAUGCCAUGGAAGCUAUAGGGCAUGCAGGCACCUGUUUGGGAAUUUUAGCAAAUGAUGGUGUUCUGCUUGCAGCAGAGAGACGUAACAUCCACAAGCUUCUUGAUGAAGUCUUUUUUUCUGAAAAAAUUUAUAAACUGAAUGAGGAUAUGGCCUGCAGUGUGGCAGGCAUAACUUCUGAUGCUAACGUUCUGACUAAUGAACUGAGGCUCAUUGCUCAAAGGUAUUUAUUGCAGUAUCAGGAGCCAAUUCCUUGUGAGCAGUUGGUCACAGCACUGUGUGAUAUCAAACAAGCUUAUACACAGUUUGGAGGAAAACGUCCCUUUGGUGUUUCAUUGCUUUACAUUGGCUGGGAUAAGCACUAUGGCUUUCAGCUCUAUCAGAGUGACCCUAGCGGAAAUUAUGGAGGAUGGAAAGCUACAUGCAUUGGAAAUAAUAGCGCUGCAGCUGUGUCGAUGUUAAAACAAGAUUACAAAGAAGGAGAAAUGACUUUGAAGUCAGCUCUUGCUUUAGCUAUCAAAGUCCUAAAUAAGACCAUGGAUGUUAGUAAGCUCUCUGCUGAAAAAGUGGAAAUUGCCACACUAACAAGAGAGAAUGGAAAGACAGUCAUCAGAGUUCUCAAACAAAAGGAAGUGGAACAGUUGAUCAAAAAACAUGAGGAAGAAGAAGCAAAAGCUGAGCGUGAGAAGAAAGAAAAAGAACAGAAAGAAAAGGAUAAAUAGAAGACAAAAUCAGGGAUUUUAUAACUCAUUUGGGGCACCAUUUCAGUGUAAAAGCUGUCCUAUUCUUCCACAUUGAGAAAGCUUUGCCUUUUUUUUUUAACUUGUCUAGUGGGAAAAUAGGAUGGUACCAACUGAAUUGGGUCCUUGUUAUUGCUGUCCAGGUGAAUAUUGUAAUGAUGAUUACUCUUUAUGGACAUCUUAAUCACCCUCCCCCUCUUUUUUUUUUUUUUUUUGAAUAAAACUUGGAAAGAAUGGAA
This is a messenger RNA of Balaenoptera acutorostrata (minke whale), 1209 nucleotides long. RefSeq names its product proteasome 20S subunit alpha 4 (gene PSMA4). The transcript is spliced from 9 exons. The record is from RefSeq and is a predicted model, not a curated record. NCBI's taxonomy places the organism in Eukaryota, Metazoa, Chordata, Mammalia, Artiodactyla, Balaenopteridae. Gene Ontology annotation, biological process: ubiquitin-dependent protein catabolic process. Gene Ontology annotation, cellular component: proteasome core complex; proteasome core complex, alpha-subunit complex; cytosol. The coding region runs from base 167 to 952 and encodes 261 amino acids.